Orbilia oligospora ATCC 24927 is the source of this 426-nucleotide messenger RNA. RefSeq lists its product as uncharacterized. The coding region runs from base 1 to 426 and encodes 141 amino acids. The record is from RefSeq and is a predicted model, not a curated record. Lineage: Eukaryota; Fungi; Ascomycota; Orbiliomycetes; Orbiliales; Orbiliaceae. The transcript has a single exon.
AUGACCAAUGACGCCACAUACACUACACCUACAACAUCAUCAACAUCAUCCUCAGGACCAUCUUCAACCUCAACCUCUUCACAAAAGGGACCACUACUCCCAGACACAGUAACAAUCGCAAUCGCAAUAUCUGUCCCAGUCGUUUCAAUAUCUCUCAUAAUAACCGGCCUUCUCCUCUGGGACCGACGAAGAAGACGUAAUCAUGCGCAAUAUGCCGAUAAUAACAGAACUGAAGAUAUAGAUAUAACCUUACCUGACACGAAACCGCCUAGUCCGACUGCUGUUGAAAUCGGAUCCAGUGAUACCCGUUACGAAUGGCCUACUGCUGGCCAAAUGGAGUUAUACGCGCGUGCUUACAGUGCUUCGAGGUACAACCGUAGGCCGCCGACUCCGGUACAUCAUGUUAAUGUUUAUGAAAUGUAUUGA